Messenger RNA from Glycine soja, 822 nucleotides. Its product is annotated as protein PLASTID REDOX INSENSITIVE 2, chloroplastic-like. The coding region runs from base 173 to 664 and encodes 163 amino acids. The transcript is spliced from 3 exons. NCBI's taxonomy places the organism in Eukaryota, Viridiplantae, Streptophyta, Magnoliopsida, Fabales, Fabaceae. Gene Ontology annotation, biological process: regulation of gene expression. The record is from RefSeq and is a predicted model, not a curated record.
GAAAAAAAAAAACUAAAUAGUUCAUUUGGCCAUUCUAAAAUUAUUCUUGUUGGUUGUUGGAGCAACGAUUUGGCGGUGACCACUAUCGAACCAAGAAGACCAAGAUUCUCAACCUACGCCGCCACAAAAAAAGAUUCUCUUAGCCCACGGCUUCGCUAACUCCUAAAUUCCGAUGCUGCUUUUCACUCCCUCUCCCGUAACGGUUACUCUCUCUCCCAGAAAACCAUUUCCCUCAAACGCUCUUACUCUGCACCACUGUUUCCCUCCCUUCUCUGCAAAACCCAUUUCCAGAAAUUCCUUCACAUGCGCUCUCACACAUUCACCCACCCACACGCACGUGUACCCCGACCCAGUUCCCGAAUUCGCAGAACACGAGACCCAUAAGUUCAAAGUUGAACUCUUUCGGAAGCUUUCGGAAGAUGACGUGGAUGAGUUCGGGGACGACCUUGAUGCGGUUGUUGCCGUUUGCGCGCAGAUAUUUAGUGAGUUUUUGCACAAGGAAUAUGGAGGUCCUGGGACAUUGUUGGUGGAGCCAUUCACGGAUAUGAUGGUUGCUCUAAAGAAGAAGAAACUACCAGGAGCAGCUCUGGCUGCAAGAGCGUCACUAUUAUGGGCACAAAAUUUUGUUGAUAAGGAUUGGGAAGUUUGGAACUCAAAAAUUUAAAUGACUUCCACUUUACAGCCUUUUAUCUUUUAUCAUGUAAAGAUUUCUUAUUUGCGUGUAACAUGUGGAUGCUUUAACAAAAAAAAAAAAAAAAAGAAGCAAAUCACUUGUAUUAGAUUUUGACAAAUUCAAAAUUUAUUUAGUUUUCCUCUUCAUCU